Molecule: messenger RNA, 2389 nt
Organism: Aplysia californica (California sea hare)
Lineage: Eukaryota; Metazoa; Mollusca; Gastropoda; Aplysiida; Aplysiidae
Product: coiled-coil domain-containing protein 84
Exons: 10
Coding region: 62-1651 (529 amino acids)
Source: RefSeq, a predicted model, not a curated record
GAGGAUCACUGAGGCAAACCAACAGCAGCAAGAGACUUUGGACUGGUACCUGUGUAACAGAAUGUCAAGUGUUGGCUCAUUUACACAGUUCUUGUACUGUCCCCUGUGUAGGAUCAGCUACAAAAAGUCACGGAAACACAUGUACUCUAAGAGGCAUCAAGAGAUUGUGUUGAAUAUUUUGAAGAAAUUCAGUACUAAGAUUCAGAAUGCCAAGGCCAGUGUCACCCAACCCAAGAUCAGGAUGCUGACAGCGGAGGACAGAGAAAUCUUCUUCUGGUGCUAUUUUUGUCAAAAGGAUGUGCUGGUGCAUUCGUUCAAGCAAAGCCAGAGGGGUGACUGCGUUAUUGAAAGUGGAGGAAUCCUAGAACACAUCAGUGGAUCAGACCAUGGAGUGUGUGCAGACAGGUUUUUAAAAGAGAAUAAAGUGGAGCUUGAAAGAAAGCAAGAAUUUGUGAUGUCCUCUCAGGGAUAUAUGAAGUUUUGGGAAGCUGCCAGCUAUGCUUGUGAAUCAUUUGUCAGUGAGAAGGUCAAGGCUUUACAGCAGAUUACCGCUGACAUUUCUGGACAGAAUUUACACAGCCAGUACACUUUGAUGUCAGCAACGUUGGACAAGAACGAUGGCCGGCAGUCCACUCAAGGAAGCUUUGUGCAGCCUGGGCCGCAGCAGCAGACCAGAGAUGAAGCUACCUGGUUUGAUCCUGAGGCUCAAAGAAAGAAAACGGAAAGAGCUUUUGGAGAGGGACUGACAGCCCUUGACAGAACUCAGGAAGACGACAGCGUUGGGAAUAUCUACACCAACGCUCUCCCACCUUGGCUGAGGGCUGACCCUGACGCCGAUGGAGCAGCCACAGCCAGCCGGAAAAUAGGACCCGACAUCGGAGACUGGGACAAGCAUAAAAAGCUAAAGAAAAAAUCUCUUCUCCGAGCGGAUAGAACUGGUGCCAAAUUUGAUCGGCAGAAGGAACAGUCUGACAACUGGCUACCCUCCUUUGGCGGAGUCUGGAGGCACAGCGCACGUACACACUCAGUGAAACAUUUUCAGAAGAGACAAGACCUGAAAGACCCCAGCAGACCUUCAGCCUCAUCUGGCAGUCUGGUUGUCCGAUCUGGCUUGUCAAAGUCGUCGAACAGCACUCCUACGGGAAAUCCAUGGCUCAUUCCGAACUGUUUACCCACUGCCCCCUCUUCCGGCUCACAAACUGAGUCUCGGGUGAAUGGAGCCGUACCGUCAAGUUUUGUUUCAGAUUCAGGAGGGGAUGGUGCACGAUCUGUAAAUGUGAGACCGUAUGUGAGAAAGCAAGGUGGCUGUGUCGGGAGUGGUCGGUCUAUGUCGGAUUUUCACGCCAGUCCAGCUGAACCAACUGGAAAUUUGGCUUCUUCGGAGGAAAGCUUCAUGGACUUUGUAGGUGUAAAGCCUUAUGUACGAAAGCGUAGAUCCCAGAAUAAAGCUGCUGGGUCUGUUGCUAUGAACAGUUAUCCCUAUCCAACUGUUUAUGGUGGAGGUGAGCAAGACAGGUGGAGAAGACAGGUGUCAGGUGACCAUUAUCGUCCUAGCUCGUCUCGACAGCAAGCUGACUCGACUUAUUCAAAAGGUGAUCGUGAAGAUUCUUCGUUUUCAUUAAUUUCUACUCCAGUGCUUCACCUCAAGUGAUUUACUCAGACGAUUUGAUGAAAGUUUCUCAGUGGGAAGGAGGCUUCGUGUUGGGGGGGUUACUUGUAUUUUGAUAAAAUGCUGAACUUGACUUAUACUAUCUUAUAGGGUUACAGUUCCCCCCCCUGUUGUUGUCCAUGGAGUUAAUCUUGUCUUGUUGAUUUGUACAAGCCAGUGGAGUCACUUGCGGAGCCAAAUACUUCAGGUUGCAGGCUGAACGGGAUUAUCACACAUUGAGCAGUGGAAAACUUAAAGUACUUUAAAACCGUGAAAUGAAUUACAACAGACAAGAGUUAAAAUGAUAAUAAUUAAGGCAUGCUCAAUGUUGCUAUUCUUAUGCCAGUUUGUCAGAGGUGGAUGGUUGGUGUUGUUUCUUGGCAGCAUGGCAAGUUCGUUUAUGUUUGGGGCAAUGUUCUGUGUUAUGUAUGAAGACUCUCAGGGAUGGCUACCUUAGACUACCUAAAAUUCUCUCAUGGGUCGGACGUAAUUGUUUUCUGGGCGGGAUGAGGCCCGCCAGCCUUGAGUUUGAUACAUGCGAUAUAGGCCUAUACAGCUCCUCCUGUCAUCUCGGUUGCCCUGUUGUUCCUGCCAUUCUUCUUCAAGACCUAUUAAGAAUUUUUCUUUUUUAACUGGCUGUCUCAUUUCAGAGUUUGUACAACAGUGAGGAUUAAAAAAAAAUACUGUUGAUACAUGUGAGGCAUCAUGGUGAAAUCAGGUGCUUGUCAAAAUAAAGAAAUC